Molecule: messenger RNA, 765 nt
Organism: Closterium sp. Naga37s-1
Lineage: Eukaryota; Viridiplantae; Streptophyta; Zygnematophyceae; Desmidiales; Closteriaceae
Source: the annotation of a GenBank genome assembly
AUGGAAAAAUUGGCCAGCGCUUACAAUCGGGAUGACAUCCCAACCUGCGCGUCGCUAGUGUCGCAACUCAAGCUUAAGCUAACACUGCUGCCAUCUCUACCCCCGCUGUACGAGCAGUCGCCCACGGCUCAGGAAGAGCUCCUGCUUGCACGCGAUGUGAUGGAGCACGCGGUGCUACUGAGCGUGAAGCAAAAGGACGAGGCUCUCUUUGAGCGCAACUACCUGCAGCUACGCACCUACUACACUGACACCAGGAGCAUCCUCCCUGCUUCUGAGAACGAGCCUGUCAUUUUGGGCCUGAACCUGCUGCGCCUGCUGGUAGCAAACCGUAUUGCAGAGUUCCACACCGAGCUGGAGCUCUUGCCAGAGGGCCUGGACGAGAAUCCGUGUGUGAAGACAGCAGUGCAGCUGGAGCAGGCGCUCAUGGAAGGGGCGUAUGCGCGUGUGCUCACCACACGUCAUGCGGCGCCCCAUCCACUGUUUGCUCACUUCCUGGACCUGCUCAUGCGGACUGUCAGAGAUGAGAUAGCAGGGUGCAGUGAGAAGGCAUACGAGUCUCUUGAAAUUAAAGAUGCAUGCCAACUGCUCAUGUUCACCAAUGAAGCAGAGCUGAAGCCCUAUGCUGAGCAGCACAACUGGGAGGUUCGUGAUGGUUCUGUAUACUUUCAGCGCCCACAGCAGCAGCAACCGCGUGAUAGAAUGCCAUCCAUGCAGCUUGUGAGCCAGGCUUUGGGUUAUGCUAGGGAGCUGGAGCGCAUUGUUUGA